Molecule: messenger RNA, 1199 nt
Organism: Chelonus insularis
Lineage: Eukaryota; Metazoa; Arthropoda; Insecta; Hymenoptera; Braconidae
Exons: 3
Coding region: 196-657 (153 amino acids)
Source: RefSeq, a predicted model, not a curated record
UAGCGCCGUCAUAAAUGUUGCGGAAUUUUUCCUGAGUCAAUAAACGCACUUUAAUAAAUUGUUAAUAAGAUAACUGUAUCUUUACUUAUUAUUAGUUAUAAAUUCAAGAAGACUGUAAUUAAUUUAUAAUUAAUUGACUCACAAUACAAAGAAAUUCAUUAAACCUAAACUACUAGUAAUAUAAAAUAUCUAAUAAUGGCCGGUUCUGGAGAUUCACCUUCUGACUCAAUCCUAGCAAAGUUUGGACUUCAACCAGUUACACGAUGUAGUUUAACAAAAUUUUAUAUUCCUGCAUUUGGUGUAGCUUCUUAUACAGGACUUUCUGUUAAUGUGAUGAAUCCUCAACUUGUUAUCAGAGUUUUUCCGAAAACUGAUAUAACAAAUUAUUUAUUGGGCGGUGCUUUAAUUGGUACGGGAUCAUACAUUUACACAAGAGAGCAUUUAAAAUCAGCUCAUCAGUGUUGGAGAAUUACGUUCAGUUUUGCAGGCGCACUGCUUCUGAACUUUGGCUCCGUCCUAGUGUGGGCAGUUGUCAGAUCAAUCAUCCCACCUAACCCAGCAUUAUGUACCAUAGCGGGUGUAGGUACUGGUCUGUUGGCUAUAAAAGCUGGUCAUAGUUACCUCCAAUUUGUUGAUAGUCAAAUUGCUAAGAAGUAACUGGUUUUCAAUAAUAUUUGAUAGAUUUGUUAAACCUAUUACCAUUAACUAUAACACUAACAAUAAUAAACACAAUAACAAAUGAAUACUUACAAAAAGUGAUGAGCAAUAUGAAUGAAAUAUUUAUAUGAUUUCCACCCUGCAACAAAUGUAUUAAUACGUGGGUAGUGCUUCUACUGUAUGUCGGGGUAAGAAAUAUUUUUGUUUUCAUUUUUAUUAUUUUGAAAUAUGUUUUUUGAACUCAAGAUAUUUUGAAAAGUUUGUUGAUUGUUUUGAAAACAAUAUUUAAAUAAAAUACAUUUUUAUCACUUGUACAAACUUUGAUCUAAAUUAGUUUUAAGGUAGAAAAAUAUAUUUAAAGUAUUAACAACUCACUGUUAAUUUCAUAACAUUUUUAUUUCAUUAUAAAAUUGAUUCUUUAUUAUUAAAAUACAUUUAUUGAGUUUUAACACGCGCAGAACACACAAACAUAAAAAAAAUGAAAAAUAUGCAGUAAUCAGUACUAGUCAAAUUACGGAAAAUCAUGAGAAAAAAAUAAAUAA